CCCACACCUCAGAACAUUAUUCGUUUGCCUGCUACGUGGCGCUGCCCCCUCUUGGCCCUCUCAUGAACUCAGCUCUGUGCGCCACGGCGGUACGAGGGUUACGUUUUUCGCGACUGCGCAUGAGAGGCUUUCCACGGCGUCUUCUAUUGGAUGCAUUGCCUGCUCAAGCCCUGUUGUCGAUAGGUCGACGCUGUUCGGGUUGCAUAUCAUGUUCAGCUCGAAGUCUUGUACCCCAAUGAAGCUUAGUCUUCACCAGCUUUGUAAGGAUAACCUGGGAAGACGGCAGCGCAAGGCGAAUAUAGCAACGCCGGAAUUGUUCAAGAUACGCGAGCAGCCAGUCCAUUUCUCCGACUUAUAUCGGAACUCGUCCGCUAAUCAUUGGCAAUUCUCCUUUGGAGUAGUCUCUGAAUCAUGGAGGCAAUCACCCCUCUCCAUAUACCCGCGGAAAGAACUAGGGGCCGAAUCUUUAUAUUCCAUCCGCCCGAAUGUUCUCAAAGACAACUCUGGACUCAACAAGACGGAGAAAUUGCUGCUCCUCGAUGCUCUAACGCUACCUGCCGGGCUUGGCUCCAGAAAGAUUUUAAGCCACCACAGGAGUUUCAACAUUGCGCUAUCUACGACAUUCGCUGCCAGUCUAGAUGGUACAUGGAUCCAAUACGCACUAGAGAGUUUAAGAGUGGGUUUGAUAGAGAUUGUUGGGAGAUAGAGGAGCAUCUCAGCAAAACUCGACUUGAGCAACGAGCCCCAAUAGUUUUCAUUGUGCAUGACCUUGCGGGCUAUCACUUGAAAAACCUGAUUGAUAUCCUUUGGGGAACGCAAGGGGAAAUC
Molecule: messenger RNA, 828 nt
Organism: Trematosphaeria pertusa
Lineage: Eukaryota; Fungi; Ascomycota; Dothideomycetes; Pleosporales; Trematosphaeriaceae
Exons: 4
Coding region: 209-706 (165 amino acids)
Source: RefSeq, a predicted model, not a curated record